CUUUCAUAUUUUUGGUAAUAUUAAAACUAUAGGGAACAUUAUCAAUUCAGACCUUUUUGUAACGACCAAUGAAAUGACACUUAGCACCAAUCUCAUGUUUCUAAUGACAACAGAGGAAGCUAAAAAAUCUAAAAUGGUGGACAAAGUUUAACCAUGUCUACUAGUCGAAAUAAGAAGUCUCAGCAUAUGCUUGCUCCAGGCAAUAAUGUUGGAGCAAGCACAACAUCUAAGAAGAGUCAUGGAGCAUCAACAAUGAAGAGUAAAUAUGGUACUAUAAGAGGCACUACAUAUGGCAGCUCCAGAACUAAUAUUCCGUCAUCUGCCAGUAAGACCCGCAGUCUUGUCAAUGCACAAGAUGGUGGAAAGCCACACAAAGCUCCUGUACAGAUAUUUGAUGAAACUGGCAAUGAUGUCACACCUCAGCCUCUACAUUUGGCUGACCCAAACCAGGUUAAACAGAAACAGAGCAAUCUUCUAGCAGAAAGUUCAGGAGGCACGCCAACAGAUUUGAUGUCACAAGCAUCUAUUUAUAACACUGGUACUGUGACAGCAAGUACGUUUGGUGGUGGACCUUUUACAAGAUCAGUGUUUAGUCAGUCUUAUGAUACAGGAUCAGAAUCUAUGGCAGAACCUGAUGAACCCGACCAGUCACAGGAGAUCUCUACAGCAUGGGGAGAAAUCAAGCAUAAGAGAGUUGACGUUGAGGAGGAUUUAAAGGAAGAUGAUUUAGAUAAGAUUGUUGACCUGACUCUGACAGAAACAGAAACAAUAUGGCUGCUUGACAUGCCUGGUGUGUGUGUUUCAACAGAAAGUGAUGAGGCUGAUAGUGUAAGGAAGAAGAAUGAGGCCUAUCAAGACCUUGUGAAGAACAAACAAGGCAAUGACAGGUAUGCUGAGAGGGGUAUGAACACUUUUAAUGAACCACAGAAAUGUAAACUUGUACAGACAAGCAAGAUUGGAUAUACUGAGAUGGGAAUAAAUGCUACAACUUGGGACAUGUAUGAUACUUAUGAACAGAUUGACAAAGAUACUAAGGGUAAAUCAGAUGAAAAUGAUGAAGAAGGUACUAUCUCUCGGCCAGGAAGUCCUAAAGAAGGGGCAGAAGAGGCCAAACCUGAUACUACUGAUCCUCUAGAUACUACUGUCAGAGAAAAAAGCGCUGCCUCUGUUAGAAUAGCCAAGGGUAAGGUAGCGAAAGAUAGUAGAGCCACAUUUACCUCCUCGUUUGCUGGAUCAGAAAGUGUCUUUGCAAGCAGAGAGACUGGAGUGUCAUCUGUUCCUACUGAAGCCACUGCAAUAGAUGAAGACAAAAUACUUCAGUCGGAGAGUUUUAAGACAGAUCUGUUUGUUAUGGAGAGAGUUAUUAACCUGAACAGUUACCAGGGCAAACAGGCUUUAUAUAGAGGAUUCAACAUUGUCAAUGGAAAUGAAUCGGAGGAGAGCGCCCCGAUUUCAGUGCCGGAUAUUGAUCAAGAUUUGAGUGCCGCGACACAGCAGUUAGCGGUAUCUGGUGAUGUAGGACCAAAUUUUGAUCGUCUUUGGUCGUACACCUGUAAAGGAACACAAGGUAGAAAUGUCAGCUGCCUGUCCUGGAACAAGUCCAAUCCCGAUUUGGUAGCAGUAGGAUAUGGCCAGUUUGAGUUCUCCAAUCAGAAGGAAGGGUUGCUGAUGUGUUGGUCUCUCAAAAAUCCAGAGUUUCCAGAACGUGUGUACACAUGUAAGGAAGGUGUGACGGCAGCAGACUUCUCCAGGGUUAAUCCAAGCCUUCUUGCUGUUGGUCUAUAUGAUGGAGGUGUAGCCGUGUACAAUGUUAGACAUUCAACAGAUGAACCUAUCUUAGAUAACUUUUUAUCACCUGGUAAGCAUACGGCACCAGUAUGGCAGAUCAAGUGGAUAGAGAAAGAAAGAGGUUCAGGAGAAGAAUCAGCUGAGGUGUUAGUCUCCAUCUCUACUGACGGCAGAGUGUGUCAGUGGUCUAUUAGGAAAGGCUUUGAAUGUUAUGAUUUAAUGAGACUAAAGAAAAUGCCUACAAGAAUGGGUGGUAAGAAGGAGAAGAAAGGGGAAGCAUUUAUUUCACGCCAUGCAGGAGGUCUUAGUUUUGACUUUAAUACACGCGAUGCUAACAUUUAUUUAGCUGGAACUGAAGAUGGUCACAUACACAGAUGUUCAUGUUCAUAUAAUGAACAGUUUCUUGAAAGUUAUUUUGGACACACUGGACCUGUAUAUGGUAUUGUAUGGUCACCAUUUGUACCCGAUGUAUUUUUAAGUUGUAGUGCAGAUUGGAGCAUCAGAUUAUGGCAUCAGGACAAACCUAGACCUGUAUUGAACUUCUUCUCUUCCACGAAACCAGUCUAUGAUAUUGCCUGGUCACCAAAUUCUUCAACAGUGUUUGCCUGUGUUAAUGAAGGCUCUGUAGAAGUCUGGGAUCUUAAUAUUAGCACUUUGGAUCCAAUCAUAGUAAAUAACCCAACUUCUGGUGCCAAACAGACCUCUGUCACAUUCUCAAAGAACUCGGAUUGUUUAUUAGUUGGGGAUAGUGAGGGUCAGGUUACAGUGUUACAGCUUAGAUCAAUGCCUGCGCCUUUGCCACAAGACAAACAGCGUGACAGGCUUCUUGAAGUGAUCAAACAUUCAGCUUCCGAGGAUAAGAAUGAUCUUGGUAAAGACAUAGAUGUAAUAGAUGUAGAAUUAGAAGGUGAAAAGGGUGAAAAAAGGAUAAAUAUAAAUCUCCAAGAAAUAAAUGAUUUGAUUGGGGAGUAAACUGUUCGUGGCUGAUUGUUUGAUGAAAAUAAUCAAUACCAGUCUAGCAUCUCAGUUACAGAACCAGUCACCUACGGAACCAGACAAAGUGGAAAGGGAGGAAACUCAGCUUGAAGAUGAUUUACCACCAGAUAUGGACUAAAUGAC
Messenger RNA from Ruditapes philippinarum (Manila clam), 2907 nucleotides. Its product is annotated as dynein axonemal intermediate chain 4-like. The transcript is spliced from 26 exons. Gene Ontology annotation, biological process: cilium movement. Gene Ontology annotation, molecular function: dynein heavy chain binding; dynein light chain binding. Gene Ontology annotation, cellular component: axonemal dynein complex. The coding region runs from base 154 to 2760 and encodes 868 amino acids. Lineage: Eukaryota; Metazoa; Mollusca; Bivalvia; Venerida; Veneridae. The record is from RefSeq and is a predicted model, not a curated record.